CUCUGCGUAACCAUUUGUUUGACCUGCGCAACUAUUCCAUUUUUCCUGAGAACCUAUGUUCGAGCUUUCGUUCGCCGAGAAUGGCUGUUCGAAGACUGUAGUUCUUUUCUGACUUGCAUAAUCAAGGGAGGCCUCGUUAGUUAUUGUGGUCUGAUGACGACAGUGAUGAGCAGACAUGGCGGCGUCCACCAGUGGGAUCUCACUGCGGAUGAAGUGCAUAGCGCCCUUUUUUGGUUUAACAUCACGUCGAUUGAGUACGGCAUCGAAAUCCUCAUUUGCAAACUCACUAUUUUGACGAUCUACCGCCGGGUCUUCGUUCCUCAGCGUUGGGAAUUCUUUGAUAUCCUGCUACGUAUUUUUGAGGUUAUUCUGAUUUCGUUCUAUUUCUCAAUUACAGUAGUGAAGAUAUUUGAAUGCAAGCCAAGGGCUCGAAUCUGGAACAAGAAGUUGGCCGGAACAUGCAUCAACGUGAAUACCAUGUUGAAUACUAGUGGCAUGUUCAAUUUUACGACCGAUGUCCUCCUAUUACUGGUUCCAGUGAAAUCCGUCUGGAAAUUACAAAUGAAAAAGUCGAACAAAAUCCGAGUUGUUUUGAUUUUUACAUUUGGGAUGAUCGCUCCUGUUUUCAGCUUGAUAGGAUUCCUCGUCCGCGAAAGAAUCAGUCACUCUCCUGAUGCGACUUAUAACCAACCACUGGUUCUAUUGUGGGGUACUGCGGAGGUCUCAACUGGGUUCAUUUGUAUUUGUCUUCCUCCACUUUCAAUCUUCUUCCAUCGGAAUAAGCCAAGGAAAGGUCCA
Mollisia scopiformis is the source of this 798-nucleotide messenger RNA. RefSeq lists its product as uncharacterized. Lineage: Eukaryota; Fungi; Ascomycota; Leotiomycetes; Helotiales; Mollisiaceae. The transcript has 5 exons. The annotation marks the transcript as partial. The record is from RefSeq and is a predicted model, not a curated record.